AUGUCACAAUCAUUGAAACCGUACUUGACUGCCGUGAGACACUCGUUGACCGCGGCGGUGUCACUUGAAGAUUUUGCGUCGCAAGUUGCUGAACGACACAAUGAUCCAGAGAUUGAAAGCCAAAGAACUCCGGAAGUUCUCUUGAACCCUAUGGUGAUAUCGCGUAACGAGAACGAGAAAGUGUUGAUUGAGUCGUCGAUCAACUCGGUGAGAGUAUCGAUAAAGAUCAAGCAAAGCGAUGAGAUCGAGCAUAUUUUGGUGCACAAGUUCACGAGAUUUUUGACAGGCAGGGCCGAGCAGUUUUUCAUUUUGAGAAGGGCGCCGAUUGCUGGGUACGAUUUGAGUUUCUUGAUCACUAAUCUCCACACCGAUCAGUUGAUGAAGGCGAAAUUGGUGGAUUUUAUCAUUGAGUUCAUGGAGGAUGUCGAUAAAGAAAUCAGUGAGAUGAAGUUGUUUUUGAAUGCCAGAGCGAGAUUUGUUGCCGAAGCGUAUUUGACACCAUUUGAUUGA
This is a messenger RNA of Saccharomycopsis crataegensis, 510 nucleotides long. It is a transcript of the gene ARC19, whose product is annotated as Arc19p. The transcript is spliced from 2 exons. Gene Ontology annotation, cellular component: Arp2/3 protein complex; actin cytoskeleton. The record is from RefSeq and is a predicted model, not a curated record. Bases 1 to 510 code for a protein of 169 amino acids. Gene Ontology annotation, molecular function: actin filament binding. Gene Ontology annotation, biological process: Arp2/3 complex-mediated actin nucleation; actin filament polymerization. NCBI's taxonomy places the organism in Eukaryota, Fungi, Ascomycota, Saccharomycetes, Ascoideales, Saccharomycopsidaceae.